This is a messenger RNA of Orbilia oligospora ATCC 24927, 2559 nucleotides long. RefSeq lists its product as uncharacterized. The record is from RefSeq and is a predicted model, not a curated record. Bases 1 to 2559 code for a protein of 852 amino acids. Gene Ontology annotation, cellular component: DNA replication preinitiation complex. Gene Ontology annotation, molecular function: DNA replication origin binding; single-stranded DNA binding; chromatin binding. Gene Ontology annotation, biological process: double-strand break repair via break-induced replication; DNA replication initiation; mitotic DNA replication preinitiation complex assembly. The transcript is spliced from 3 exons. NCBI's taxonomy places the organism in Eukaryota, Fungi, Ascomycota, Orbiliomycetes, Orbiliales, Orbiliaceae.
AUGCAUAUCCCUCGGGAUCACUUCAGCACAGCCUAUAAUCGGCUCAAGCGCUCAGCCUCGGGUACCGUCCCAUCGGUCCUUAUCCUCACUUCUCUGGAUGUCGACUCCCUCUGUGCCUGCCGAAUGCUCACUCGACUGCUCAAAACCGACUACAUUCCACAUAAGCUCCACCCGGUCGCAGGGUACCAAGACCUUACGAAGGCGAAUAAGGAGUUUAUAUCAAAUAAUGACGAUCUCAAGUUCCUGAUAUUACUUGGCGUGGGAGGAUUAGUUGAUAUUGCAGAAUUUUUGGAACUGAAGGCCGGGGUUGAAUGUUGGGUGCUUGAAUCGAGACGUCCGUGGAAUUUACAGAAUAUAUUUGCUGGCCCUGGGGGGGAAGGGUUCGCGGUUGUGGGCAGAGACGGACAUGUUUCGGAUGAAGGUGGGGUGGUAUGCUGGGAUGAUGGCGACAUUGUAGAUUUCCUCAAACCAGAGCAGGAGGCUUAUCGAAGAUUGAUCGAAAUGCAAGAGGAAGUUGGAGAUAUUGAAGAUUGGAAUAGUGAGGACGAGGAAGACGAUGAAGAUGAGGAGUUCGCUGAGAAUAGACGACUUAACAAUGGAUAUGGUGAUGGGCCAGAGGAUACUUCAUCUUCAACCAAUAGUCGAAAGCGAAGAAGCUCCAGCGAAGAUGAAGAUGAGGACGACCAAGAAGAGGAAGGAUACUCCGACGACGAUAGGAGGAGAAGGAAGCGGAUACAUUCCGGAUCUAGCACACCGGACUCCUCUCCACACGCCUACUCCCACCUCCUCCAUAUCCACGGCCCAAAUGCGACAGGUACUACAAGCAGCAAUACCACAAAUGCGAACACCACUCUCACCACCGCCGCCGGAAACACCACAUCUCUCACCGUCCCAACCACCGGCCCAUCUCCUCUAACCGGACCCGCUCUCCGCGCCCAGCGCAAGAACUUCCUCCAGCUUCGCCGUAAAUACAACAAACUCCUCACCGACUACUAUUCAACCGGCAGUACCUACGGCGAACCCAUCUCCUCACUAGUCUACUCCCUCGCCUCCGAGCUCGGCCGUGAAGACAACGACCUCCUCUGGCUCGCCACAAUCGGUUGGGAAGCUCAGCAGAUGUACGGUCGACACAUGCACUCCUUCAGUGGUGAUCAAACCCUCAACUCCCUCUCAGCACGCAGUCUUGGUGUCUGGGGUGUUCUUCGAGAUGAAGUCCGUCGUCUAAACCCACCAACAAUAUCCGGUGGAUCCAGUGGUAUAACCUCCAACACCAGUUUGUUCACACGAGCUACAACGGCAGAAGAUUAUAGUCUACGUCUAUCUCCUGAAUUUCGGUUCAUGCUUAUUCGCCACUGGAGUUUAUACGACAGCAUGCUGCACUCACCUUAUUUGGCAUCUAAGUUACAUUUGUGGUCUGAAGCUGGGAAGAAGAGGUUGGCGAAGUUAUUGGCGACUAUGGGUAUGAGUUUACAGCAGUGUAAUCAAAAAUAUGUCUACAUGGAUAUGGAUUUGAAGAAAGGGUUGAGGGAGAAAUUGGAAGUCUAUAAAGCACGAUAUGGACUUGAUGAGAUUGUCAGAGAAGGUGUAGUUCGGUGUUGGGGGUGGAAUGGGUGUUUAAGUGCUGGAGAUGUGGCGGUCGUCGUUGGUUGUUUAUUGGAAGUUGGAAAGAGCGGUAAAGCCAAAAGGGGAGCAUCAGGGCCUAGCAAAAAUGGGAAGAAGGGCUCGGUGGCAGCCUCGGAGGAAGAUUUAAACGCUGCUGCUGCCAAGUUGGAAGAUGAAGAAGUUCAAGAGAGUAUUGCGAACUUCCAGGCGGCGUAUGAUGCGAUUGAAGAUAUCGAAUCCCUCAAAGCAUCCCUUCCACUAGCAAUGACACUCCACCGAUCCAUUCUCAGCGCGGGUACUGCCUUAAUUGAGAAACGACAGAUCAAGCAUUUACGAGCAUACCGUUUAGCCGUUGUAAAGGAAGGACCUGACGUCGCGACAUUCACCAAUCCAUCUGCGCUGACAAAACUGGCGUUAUGGCUCGCAGAGGCGAUUAGAGAACAAGAGUUGGAAAAGGGAGUAGGAAAGAAGAAGGGGUUACCAUUGGUUGUUGCUGCUUUGAAUGAAGCCCGUGGUUGUUAUAUCAUUGUCGGAACUGGGGUAGGGAAUGUUGAAGGGUGGAAUCUUGAGGGGAGGAAAGUAUCAAUGCAAAUGGAAAAUGACAAAGCUAAGGAGAAGAAGAAAGCAGAGAAAGAAAAUGAAAAGAAGAAGAAGAAGAGUAAAAAAGGUAAAGAAAAUAACGAAGAUGGGGACGAGGAAGAGGAAGAGGAGGAGGAAGAAGAAGACCCCUCAGAUGAAGACUCAGAAGACUCGGACUCAGAUUCCGAAGAUGAAGACGAACACGGUCGAAGGAAAGUUCUAGGCAGGAACCGAUUUGGAAUAGCAUUCCAAGAAGUCGCCGGUGAAACUUCGGCCCGUGUUAGGAUCGAUAGCUUCGAAGCUUGUGUCGUAGAAGUCAAGAAGGACGACUUGGGAGGGUUUUUGGAAGGGUUGAGUAUGAAGAGUAUUGUCGGUUGA